UUAGUCAUUUAACUUCUAAGUCCCAUCUCUAUCAGAAAGUAUUGUCCACUGAAUCGUGAAUACUGAUAAUUUUAUUUAAACGAGGUGUGGUGUCGUCAAAGUUAUUAAUUAUAUAAACAAUGUCGGCCACAUUAAAACCGUAUUUAACGGCAGUUCGUCACACGCUUACAUCGGCUAUGUGUUUGGAUCAUUUUUCAUCACAAGUCGUAGAAAGGUACAAUAAACCCGAAGUUGAAGUGGGUACAAGUAAAGAAUUGUUACUGAACCCAGUAAUUAUUUCUCGAAAUGCCAAUGAAAAAGUGCUUAUUGAGUCAUCAAUAAAUUCUAUUAGAAUCAGUAUAAUGAUCAAGCAAGCAGAUGAAAUAGAAAAGAUACUAUGUAAAAAGUUUAUGCGUUUUAUGAUGAUGAGAGCGGAAAACUUUAUCGUGUUACGGCGGAAACCGGUGGACGGAUAUCAUAUCAGCUUCCUUAUAACAAAUUUCCACACUGAACAAAUGUAUAAACAUAAAUUGGUAGAUUUUGUAAUAUAUUUUAUGGAAGAAAUUGAUAAAGAGAUAAGUGAAAUGAAACUUGCUGUAAACGCCCGUGCCCGAAUUUGUUCUGAAGAAUUUUUGAAGCGAUUCUAAGUUACAAAUUUUCAUAUAUAGACUGGAGGUUAUAAUACUGCGAAUCUUUCAAGUAUUAAAUUAAGUUGUUUGAUGGCAAUAAGAGUAUUCUAAUAAAAUGUUUACUCUCAUGUAGGUUAAAAUAAAAAUAUAUUAUUGUUUAUUUUAAUUGUUGACCUGGGUGAGUUACUAUUAAUUUUAGGUAUAGUCAAACUUAAAGACAAAAACAUUCAAAAAAGAGAUAAAAAAAUGUCUUCAAACUUAUUUUGCAGUAUUAAAACCAUGUUUAUCAUAAAGCAUUUUUAUUUUUAAAAAUUAAGCAAUAUUGUAAGAUUUAAAUAAUAUUAAAACUUAUCUCAUA
This is a messenger RNA of Pieris rapae (cabbage white), 966 nucleotides long. RefSeq names its product actin-related protein 2/3 complex subunit 4 (gene Arpc4). NCBI's taxonomy places the organism in Eukaryota, Metazoa, Arthropoda, Insecta, Lepidoptera, Pieridae. Gene Ontology annotation, molecular function: actin filament binding. The transcript has a single exon. Gene Ontology annotation, cellular component: actin cytoskeleton; Arp2/3 protein complex. Gene Ontology annotation, biological process: Arp2/3 complex-mediated actin nucleation; actin filament polymerization. Bases 120 to 626 code for a protein of 168 amino acids. The record is from RefSeq and is a predicted model, not a curated record.